UGCGCAGGCCGGUGGCGCGGGGCGCGGCCGCCGUACAAACGGGUAGGAGGGAGGCGCUGCUCGCGCUCCAGUUGCCGGGCGGCUGCGGCGGGGGCUGCGCUAUCUGUGUUCUGCCCUUCUGUCUGCCGGUGACGAUGCUGGACCACGAGCGUGGCUGGAGCGUCUCGUUCGCCGGCUGCGGCUUCCUGGGUGUCUACCACAUCGGCGCUGCCACCUGCCUGCAGGAGCGCGCUCCACACGUCAUCCGCGACGCCCGGCACAUCUACGGUGCCUCCGCCGGGGCUCUUUGCGGAGCCGUGCUCGUCGCAGGCGGCUCUCUGGCUCAAGCUUGUGCAGAUGUUCUGGCACUAGCUAAAGAAGCUAGGAAGCGAAAUCUUGGCCCUCUUCAUCCUUCAUUUAAUGUGAUAAAGAUAAUAAGAGAUGGCCUGAUGAGAAACCUUCCCGAGAACGCUCACCAGCUGACAUCAGGCAGACUGUGUGUUUCACUGACCAGAGUAUCAGAUGGUAAAAAUGCAUUGAUAUCUAAUUUCGACUCCAAAGAAGAAGUUGUCCAGGCUUUAAUCUGUAGUUCGUUUGUCCCUAUUUAUUGUGGCCUAAUUCCUCCAUCAUUUCGAGGUGUGCGCUAUGUGGAUGGAGGAAUCAGUGACAACUUACCUCACUAUGAAUCUAAGAAUACCAUCACAGUUUCACCAUUUGCUGGGGAGUGUGAUAUCUGCCCAAAGGGUAACUCUGCCAACUUCCAUGAAAUGAAUGUGACCAACACCAGCAUUCAGUUCAGCCUGGGUAACUUUUAUCGGCUAACGCAAGCGCUCUUUCCACCAGAACCCAAGGUACUGGGAGAGAUCUGUGAGCAAGGAUAUUCAGAUGCUCUUAAAUUCUUGAAAGAGAAUGGUAUUCUGAGUGACUCAAUUUACAUCCACCUGUCCUUCACAAAAAGAAACCCUCAGGAGGCUGUGCAGCACACUGACCAUAUGAAGAAAAAAGUGACAGAAAAUAACAGAGUAGAAACUUUGAAAAUGGAAGUGCUUGAUGACCAGCUGAAGCAGAAUCCGUGGGCUUUGGAGAAGAGCAUAUUUGAGAGUCUACCUCCUAGACUCCGCAAAGCACUGCAGGAAGCUUGUAAAGAACAGAAUGGAUUCUAUGCUCAGUUCUCUAAGCUGUUCCCAAUGCGGGUGAUAUCCUAUCUGCUGCUACCAUAUACACUGCCAGUGGAGUCUGCUUACUCUGUGGCCCUAAGGCUAGUAAACUGGUUCCCUGACAUGCCUGCUGAUGUUCGAUGGAUGCAAGAGCAGCUGUGUCAGAUCGCUGGUACUGUUUAUUCCCACGCUAAAACCAAGCUGUUUGCUACAGCCAGGAAAGACAAUUACACAUCACUGGGAAAGCAUCAAACUGUCCCAUCUACUAUGGAGUUUCGUUCUUCAUACUGCCACCUCAAAGUGCCUCACUCUUCUGUGGACCUUGAAACCUGGCUCUGGGAGUCUUCAUGCUUCAUGCACUCACCUCUGAAAAGUGCAUCUGCCAGCAUGCAGGAGCAUUCUGACUUAAACUCCUAUCCCAGUUUUCUCCCAAGCUGUGAGGAAUCUGGGUUGGAGGUAGAUUUUGACUCUUCCUCCGAGUCAAGUUUCCAUACUGCUCCAGAGUAUUAAUUUGGAUUCCAAAGGUUUUCAAAAUUCCAAUCUGGCAGGGAAAUUUACAUUCUAAAGGCUUAAAAGAUCACUUUGCUUAUUGCCAAUAAGUCUUGGGAGAUGAUUUGUUUACAGCUCUCUGACAAACCUGCCUCAGGAAUUCUACCGUUUUAAGGAUUCUGAAAGCAGUGGCUGCUGUGGUAAGGAACAGCCUACAAUCCUGUACCAGCUGAUGAGUGGUAGGGAUAUUUGUAGUAAAGAGUGUCUCUCUGGAGACACAUUUUAAACAAAGUGUAAAUUCUUUAGAGAUUGUUAGACAAGUGUU
Molecule: messenger RNA, 1950 nt
Organism: Dryobates pubescens (Downy woodpecker)
Lineage: Eukaryota; Metazoa; Chordata; Aves; Piciformes; Picidae
Product: patatin-like phospholipase domain-containing protein 2
Exons: 9
Coding region: 135-1646 (503 amino acids)
Biological process (GO): lipid homeostasis; positive regulation of triglyceride catabolic process; triglyceride catabolic process
Cellular component (GO): cytoplasm; lipid droplet; membrane
Molecular function (GO): triacylglycerol lipase activity
Source: RefSeq, a predicted model, not a curated record